Nothobranchius furzeri (turquoise killifish) is the source of this 5527-nucleotide messenger RNA. It is a transcript of the gene mecom, whose product is annotated as MDS1 and EVI1 complex locus. The record is from RefSeq and is a predicted model, not a curated record. NCBI's taxonomy places the organism in Eukaryota, Metazoa, Chordata, Actinopteri, Cyprinodontiformes, Nothobranchiidae.
AUUACGUGUCUGUGCGCAUGUGCGAAGGUGUCCAGACUGACAAUGCUGGAGAGAUAGCGCCUUUGGAAUGAGAAACUCAGAGAAAAGGGGACAGAGAAAUAUCAAAAAAGGAGGAACAGAAAAAAAAGACUGAAGAAAAAAUCCAAACAAACCCACGCAGGGAGACUGGCAGCAUGAGGUCCAAAGGCAGGGCGCGGGAAACUGGCCACGAGCGAUGGUGAUGAUGACUUUGCCCUGUAUCCAGCCAACAUCUUAGAUGAUGUAUGCAGCUCUAAUGGUGAUCCCACACUUUCUUCAGCCAUGGCAGACGACCCUUUAUCUGACGAUGAGCUGUCAUCUCACACAAUCCAGCAACCAAGCAUCUUUUUACCACAAAACGACUUGUCCAUUCCUCUGGACUUUGAACUGAGAGAGUCAGCAGCUCCAGGUGGUGCUCUUGGCAUUUGGAGCCACAGGAAGGUGAAUGUUGGGGAAUGCUUUGGCCCUUAUGAAGGAGAACACAGACCUUACCUCCAAGAUCCCAAUCAAGGCUGGGAGAUCUUGGAUGGGUCAGGCCAUGUAAAGUUCUGCGUGGACGCCAGCAAACCAGACACAGGGAGCUGGCUGAAGCAUGUCCAGUUUGCCACUGGGGCCACGCAGCACAACCUAACAGCGUGCCAGAUCGAUGAUCAGAUUUUCUACAAAGUCACCAGAGAGAUUUUUCCCGGCGAGGAGCUCCUGCUUUUCAUGAAGGCUGAAGAUUUUUCAUGUGACACCAUGGCUCCUGAUAUUCACGAGGAAAGGCAGUACCGAUGUGAAGACUGUGACCAGAACUUUGAGUCCCGCACCCAGCUGCUGGACCACCAGAAGCAGCCAUGCGGGAUGCCCCCCUCUUCUUUUCUUAACCCAGGGGGAGAUAGUGACCUGAAAGCCCAAGAACCUCAAGACCUGCAGCCCCUUCACAUGUCUCACGGCCUGCAUGAGUGUAAGGAGUGUGAUCAGGUCUUCCCUGAUGUCCAGAGCCUGGAGGCUCACACCCUGUCACACUCCGAGGAGAGGGAAUACAAGUGUGAUCAGUGUCCCAAGGCCUUCAACUGGAAAUCAAACCUAAUCCGACAUCAGAUGUCACAUGAUAGCGGCAAACACUAUGAAUGUGAAAACUGCUCAAAGCAGGUGUUCACAGACCCCAGUAACCUACAGAGGCACAUUCGCUCGCAGCACGUCGGGGCUCGUGCUCACGCCUGCUCCGACUGCGGCAAGACGUUUGCAACGUCAUCGGGCCUCAAGCAGCAUAAGCACAUCCACAGCAGUGUCAAGCCCUUCAUGUGUAAGUCACUAAGACCCUACCUAUGUGAGGUAUGCCACAAGUCCUACACCCAGUUCUCUAACCUUUGCCGGCACAAGCGCAUGCACGCUGACUGCCGCACACAGAUCAAGUGCAAGGACUGCGGGCAAAUGUUCAGCACCACUUCAUCCCUCAACAAGCAUCGGCGCUUCUGUGAGGGAAAGAAUCACUUCACAGCAGGGGGACUGUUUGCCCAGGGCAUGCCACUACCUGGCACCCCUGGCUUGGACAAAACAGCCCUUGCAAUUGGCCACAGCAGUGCUGGACUGGCUGAUUACUUUGGGGCUAGCCGCCACCAUAGUGGCCUAACCUUCCCUGCAGCUCCAGCAUUUCCUUUCAGCUUUCCUGGCUUGUUUCCUUCUGGACUCUAUCAUCGCCCACCACUCAUUCCCGCCACCACAUCUCCUGUCCGACAGCCAGUUCAGGCACCUGUUGCGGGGCCUGGUGCAGACCUGAGUAAAAGCCCCUUGCUUCCUUCAAGCCCAGGUGCUCUGGAGUCGCAGGAGUUGCUGAAGGCCCUCCGAAAAGAUGGCAGUUCACCUGGAAGUCAGAUACCAAACUCAGAGCUCCUUAAUCAGGGUUUAUCUUCAACUACAAAGCAGAACAAGCAGAGUGACCAUUCUGAAAGCAGCGACCUGGAUGACGUCAGCACACCAAGUGGAAGUGAUCUAGAGAGCACGACGGGCUCCGAGCUUGAGAGUGAUAUGGACAGUGAAAGGGAGAGGGGAGCUGCUAGAGAAAACGGCAAAGGUCCCAAGAGAAAGUCUCGCGAGGGAGUCUCUCAAAGCCCGGGCUUUAGCAAAAGUGCUAGCAAAGACUUUCCAGGACCUUCAUUUAUUCAGUCUUCACUGGACGAACACACAGCUGUAACAGGAGCUGUCAAUGACUCUAUUAAGGCCAUCGCCUCUAUUGCGGAGAAGUACUUUGGCUCAACUGGGCUUGCUGGCUUACAAGAAAAGAAGGUCGGAUCUCUGCCCUACCCUUCAAUGUUCUCACUGCCUUUCUUCCCAGCAUUCUCUCCACCAGUUUACCCUUUCCCAGAAAGGGAUCUCAGACCAACAGACCUGAAGGGUGAGCCACAAUCACCAGAAGAUGGCAAAAAGGCACAGACCAAGUCAUCAUCUGAGUCACCGUUUGACCUGACAACAAAGAGAAAAGAGGAAAAGUUAGCCCGCUUUGCUUCCUCCAAACUAGAGGCCUCUCACCCUACUGGUCAAGAUCAACCACUAGAUUUGAGUCUUGGGUCUAGGGGUCGUGGACGUACUCCAAAGCAGGAGGAGGCUAAAAAGAACCCAAGCUAUGAUGAUGAGAAGAAGAGAGUGGUGGAAAUUCCAAAAGCUGAUUCCUCCUUACAGCACGCCAGACCCACCCCCUUUUUCAUGGACCCCAUCUACAGCAGGGUUGAGAAGAGGAGAAUGAGCGAUCCGUUUGAGGCUCUGAAAGACAAAUACAUGCGACCAGCUCCAGGCUUCCUUUUCCAUCCACAGUUUCGUUUGCCAGAUCAGAGAACUUGGAUGACAGCGAUCGAGAACAUGGCAGAGAAGUUGGAGACGUUCAGCUCAUUAAAGCCGGAGUCCAGUGAACUGCUGCGAUCCGUUCCCUCCAUGUUUGACUUCAGAGCCCCACCGUCGACGCUUCCAGAGACACUGCUGCGCAAAGGCAAAGAGCGCUACACAUGCAGAUACUGUGGAAAAAUCUUCCCUCGUUCUGCCAACCUGACUCGUCACCUCAGAACUCAUACUGGAGAACAACCAUACAGGUGUAAAUACUGCGACCGCUCCUUCAGUAUCUCGUCCAACCUGCAACGGCACAUUCGUAACAUCCACAACAAGGAGAAGCCCUUCAAGUGCCACCUGUGCGACCGCUGCUUCGGUCAGCAGACCAACCUCGACCGUCACCUUAAAAAGCACGAGAACGGCAAUCUGUCAGGAACUGCGAUGUCAUCGCCACAGUCUGAGCUGGACAGCGGCAGCGCCAUAUUGGACGACAAAGAGGACUCCUACUUUAACGAAAUAAGAAACUUCAUCAGCAACGCAGGACAGAACCACACCUCACCGGGUCAUUCUGAGGAACGGCUGAACGGAGGUCCAUUAGAAGAUGGGAAACCACUGAUGGCCAGCCACGGGUUGCAGGACCUGGAAGAUGAAGAAGUGGAAGACCUAGAAGCAGACGAUGAAGAAGCAGAGGAGCCUAGUUCUGAGAAAAGAGAAAGCAAUUUGCAUCCUAGCAGCCUGAGUGAUGACAUCAUCCAGGACGAAAUGGACUUCAGUGAGCUGAGCGACUUAAAUCUCAGCUGUAAAACAUCUCCAAGGAGGUAUAAGGAUGAAGAGGAGGAGCAGAACAGCUACUCGGCCUUGGAUCGUAUCCAUCGGUUUGCUGACCUGCGCAAGCUGGAGGAGAGUGAGCUGAGUGAUGGAGACGAAGAUGAUGGAGCAUUUGGUUCUCCUUCACUUGAAGCUGUCAAACAGCCACUCUUUAGGAAAUCCAAGUCUCAAGCGUAUGCCAUGAUGCUGUCUCUGGCUGAAAAGGACUCUCUUCACUCAGCCACACACACUCCAGCGACCAUGUGGCACAGUCUGGCCCGGGCAGCUGCAGAAUCCAGCGCAAUCCAGUCCUUCAGCCAUGUAUGAUGAUGACACCCCAUUGCAUCAACUACUUCACCUCCAACCCCUGACCUUCAUGUGGCACCAGGAAUUCAUCAUGGAAGAGGAGGGGCGCUAUCAGCAAGGGGCCUCCGAUUGUCCACAGAGUGACUGCUUAGCAGAACCAUGGCCCAUCGGACUGCCUUAAACACACAGCAGGGUCACUGCACACACAGAACCCGGCCUCCUUAAAAAAAAAACUCCAGCGGAUACAGAAAUUCGAAAAUGCAAAAGUAAUAAUAAUACAUGUAUUUAUUAAUCUUCCAAAUUUCUAUGUUUUGCACAUCAAGGGCAGCUGAUAGAGAAGGAGGGCCGAUUCAAACAUCCCAGACAUGCGAGGAGAGCUUUCCAGUCUGACAGCUCGUUUCAGCCUAGCAGGGAGUCGGUCCACGUGAAAGCAUAAGAACCAGAACAAGAAUCCCCAAAAUCCUCGGAUGUUCCUUAGAAAUAAAUGUACUUGGUGAUCAGAACAAAAGGCUGCGUGAGUAACCCGCUCCACUCAUCAGAGAACUGAUGAAAAACGAUUCGGCUGAAGUCAAGCCAGUUUCUCAUAUUCUGUGUGUGUCUAAACAAUCAUAACACUGUACACUAGAUUCAAACCGCUCUCCAUCCCGCCCACCUGUGGCGUCUGUGAAAGGAUAUAAAUAAAUCAUCUUUUUCUAGUGAAAGAAGAAAAAAAUCUGUUUUUGUUAUUUACUGAGAUAAGUCACUAGUGCUGAAGUUUAUUGCUGUUCUGUAAAGGGCAUAUGUCUUUUUUCCCCCAUAAAAAUAAAUCCUUGAAUCCAUCCUAGUCCAACAACAAUACCACUAAAAUAGCCUGAAUGCUAGUCGUUAGCUACUCCAUGCCUCGUGUCUUUCGGUUUUAGACAAUCAUUUGUUUUCUUUUUCUUAUUUGGUUGGUGUUGUUGUUGUUAUUUGCUGUUGUAUUUUGAUAAUUGUAUUUAUUUCAUGGCAAACUGUAGUUUGUUUACUGAAUAGCACUGCUCUUAGCCCUGGUGAAGGUGGACUUUCCUGACCGGGCCGAUGUCCCAGAGAUCAAUGGGGUUUGUAGAUUACAUUUUGAGUGCCGGAUAGUAUUAAACAUUCAAUUCACUCUUUAUUCUACUAAUGAAACUGGUCAAUGGUUAGAUAUUAGGGAUUUUUUUCUAUGACAAUUUAAUGAUUCACUUGUAAAAAUCUAAAAAAAAAAUCAAACGCGUUUUAAAGAAUGAAUAAUAAAAAAGAGGUGUGGUUUAUCAUAAGCGCAUGAUUGGUCUGCUAAGAUCUGUAUCUGACUUUUUUUUUAUUUUUUACAAUUGUCUGCAAGCUUGUGAGAUGUUCGGUUCAUGUUAAUCCCUUGUGCCAAACCGAUGAUAAAUAACAGAAUCCUUUCAGUCAUUCUCCCAUUUUGAGGGACCAGAUUUCCUGUUUGUCUUUGUUUUGUUUAUAAUCGAUUUUAAAAAGUAAUCAGCAAGUUGAGGUACUUUGUUUUAAUGCUUUCUACAAUGUAACUGUUAUGCAUUUCAAUUCAAUACUGUGGGAGGAACAACUAAGAGAAAUAAAAGACUACAAUGUGGAUUGA